Molecule: messenger RNA, 1225 nt
Organism: Musca vetustissima
Lineage: Eukaryota; Metazoa; Arthropoda; Insecta; Diptera; Muscidae
Product: beta-1,3-galactosyltransferase 5
Exons: 2
Coding region: 5-1225 (406 amino acids)
Cellular component (GO): membrane
Molecular function (GO): hexosyltransferase activity
Source: RefSeq, a predicted model, not a curated record
AAAGAUGCGCCUGCGCCGUAUUAUUUGGAAAUUAUUGUUAAUUGUAACGGUCUCGUUGAUCCUUUUGUUUAUAUUUUUAAAUACAAACGACAAAUCGGAAAACUAUUCCGAUGAUUUUAUAACAAUACUGCGAAAUACAAAGGAAGAUGCCACCGCAAAUGAAGAGGACCAGCAGCAGCUGCAGCAACAACAGCCACUAACAAGCAGCCAAGUUGGUGUUAAACAAGUGACGUCCAGACCUUUGUUGAACUUAACACAAUUCGAGUAUUUAAUCGACAACGAUUUGUGUGAACGUUUUAAAAAGGAGCUAACAGCAAUUUUAAUUGUCACCUCGUAUAUUGGUCACGAUGAACUACGUGCAGCACACCGCCAGGCUAUAUCACAAACGAAACUUGCCGAAAUGGGUAUGCAACGUGUUUUCCUUUUGGCAUCGUUACCGACCAAAGAACACUUCAUCACCCAAUCACAAAUAUUCAAUGAACAGGAACGUUUUGGCGAUCUCCUGCAAGGCAACUUUAACGAAGCCUAUCGAAAUCUAUCCUACAAACAUGUUAUGGGCCUCGAAUGGGCUGCCAAACGUUGUGAUCGGGCGAAAUUUAUUAUAAAAAUUGAUGAUGACAUCAUUUAUGAUGUAUUCCAUUUGAAACGUUAUUUGGAUUCAUUGGAAUUGGAAAAUCUGGAGCUGACCAAAUCCAAUGAAAUGUUGUGUGGUUAUGUUCUGGAUGAAAAACCGGUUAUACGUAAUCAAGCGAAUAAAUGGUAUGUUCGACCAGAUGAAUAUAAUUUCAAUAAUUAUCCAUCGUAUUUAUCGGGUUGGUUAUAUAUUACCAAUCCCAAGACGGCCUUACGUUUGGUCAAUCAGGCCUAUAGUUCACCAAUAUUUUGGAUUGAUGAUACCUGGAUAACGGGUAUAUUGCGCGAGCCAUUAAACAUACCACUGCAACGAUUGAAUAAUUGGUUCUCGGCCAAUCCGGAUUUCCUAAAUUGUUGUGUACGCGAUUUGAAAAAACCCAAUGCCAUGGAAUGUGAAUUUUUCGUUGGUCCCAAUGGUGGUGAUUCGAAACUGCUCAUUGAAUUUCUGCACAAUGUGGAGAAAUGUUACUACGAUGAAUGUUUGAAACGUUCCAAAGAGCAGAGUCUAAAAAAUACCUGUGUUGGGUCGGUGAAACACAUAUUACCCGAUCAUGGUAAUGCUGAAGUUAAAAUGGUUUCAAUGGGUAGAUGA